Molecule: messenger RNA, 1648 nt
Organism: Phragmites australis (common reed)
Lineage: Eukaryota; Viridiplantae; Streptophyta; Magnoliopsida; Poales; Poaceae
Product: IAA-amino acid hydrolase ILR1-like 9
Exons: 6
Coding region: 53-1339 (428 amino acids)
Biological process (GO): auxin metabolic process
Cellular component (GO): endoplasmic reticulum
Molecular function (GO): IAA-Ala conjugate hydrolase activity
Source: RefSeq, a predicted model, not a curated record
GGCCUUUUGACUUCGCCACUCCAAGCGGCUUCCGACUGACCUCCAUCGAACCAUGGCCGCCUCCUCUCGUAGUUUCCUCCUCCUACCAUUACUACUACUCUGCUCCCACCUCUCGCUCUCCUCGCCGCCGGUGCCCCUCGCGGGGGAGCUCCUGGGCGCGGCGCGCGCGCCGGGGUUCGACGCGUGGCUGCGCGGCGUGCGGCGGCGCAUCCACCAGUGGUCCGAGCUGGCCUUCCAGGAGCACCGGACCAGCGAGCUCGUGCGCGCCGAGCUCGACACGAUCGGCGUGCCCUAUUCGUGGCCCGUCGCUCGGACCGGCGUUGUGGCGACCAUCGUGGGUGGCGGGGGCCCCGUCGUCGCGCUCCGGGCGGACAUGGACGCGCUCCCCGUGCAUGAAUUGGUAGAUUGGGAAUACAGGAGCCAGGAAAGUGGAAAAAUGCAUGCUUGUGGACAUGAUGCGCACACAACAAUGCUUCUAGGAGCUGCUAAGCUACUUCAAGAUCGCAAGGGUGACUUAAAGGGUACUGUAAAGCUUGUAUUCCAGCCAGCAGAGGAGGGUCAUGGUGGUGCAUAUUAUGUCUUACAAGAAGGUGUUCUUGACGACGUGUCAGCCAUAUUUGGCAUGCAUGUUGACCCAGACCUUCCAGUAGGUGUUGUUUCAUCCAGGUCAGGACCCUUUGCUGCAACAUCAGCUCGAUUCCUAGCAACUGUUACUGGUAAAGGUGCACAUGCUGCACAACCCCAUGAAGCCAUUGAUCCCAUUGUAGCUGCAUCCACUGCCAUCCUCAGCCUUCAACAAAUUGUCGCGCGGGAAAUCGAUCCCCUCCAGGGUGCAGUCGUAUCCAUCACUUUUGUGAAAGGAGGAGCAGCUUACAAUGUUAUUCCAGAAUGUGUGACCUUUGGUGGCACCUUGAGGAGCAUGACAAAUGAAGGUUUAUCAUAUCUCAUGAAGAGGAUCAAAGAGAUUGUAGAGGGACAGUCAGCGGUACAUCACUGUACUGCCUCUGUGGACUUCAUGGAGGACAAGAUGAGGCCAUAUCCGGCUGUGAUCAACGAUGAAGGGAUGUAUGAUCAUGCCAAGGCAGUGGCACAGAGCUUGCUAGGGGAAGAGAACGUCAAGGUUGCUCCCCAGCUAAUGGGUGCGGAGGAUUUUGGGUUCUACGCGCAGAAAAUGGCAGGCGUUUUCUUCAACAUUGGAGUCAGCAACGAGAGCACCCUGGGGGCAGUCCAUUCCACGCACUCUCCCUACUUCGUGAUUGAUGAGGAUGUGCUUCCCAUAGGAGCUGCCUUCCAUGCUGCCGUGGCUAUUGAAUACUUGAAGAAACAUACAUCAACAUGAAACUGAAUAUAAUUAUUUGGCUUCUUUGGAUAGUAUGGCCGGGAUUCUACAGCUAAGAUUUCAUGUUGGUUCUGGUGGUUCCUGAGAAGUGCAUGUCCAAGCCUUCUGCUGUAGAAUCAGAAAUAAAGAAUACGGAUACUUGGAAUAGUCAUUACACUUUUCGUGAUAACUUCAUAACAGAGUAUAAUUAGCACAUUUUGGGUGGAGUCUGCUCCUCUGGGUUUUUUUUUGGGUGUGAAAUGCACAACAUUUUUCAAAAAGUAAACAGAAGUUUAAUGAGAAUGAAAAAACGGAAGAUUCUACAUAGAA